This is a messenger RNA of Ostertagia ostertagi, 975 nucleotides long. The record is from the annotation of a GenBank genome assembly. NCBI's taxonomy places the organism in Eukaryota, Metazoa, Nematoda, Chromadorea, Rhabditida, Trichostrongylidae.
AUGCACCGCUCCGGGAUGUCCAUCUCGGAAAUACACAGGAAGCUCAGUAUGUUGGACUCUACAGUGACCUAUCACAAGAUUCGAUCAUUUCUACGGAAGCAUUACUCUUACCGAGUAACUCGUGCUGCUCCCUAUCGAGCCCGAAAAUUUCGCGCAGUACUGCCUACGAUAAAAAGAAUUAUUGAGGAAGGCUUGCUCAGCCAGAACUUUCGCCCUACUUCUUCCCUAGUGAUGAGACGCCUUCGAGAGAAUAUCUUGAUCAGCAGAUCACACGUUUCUCGCUUGAGGGUGAAGCUAGGGUAUCGUCGAACGACGACAAAAUACUGUCACCUGAUUAGGGACGCCAACAAGGAGAAGAGGUGGGAUUUCUGCAGAAGAAUUGAUAGAAUCGGACGAAGAUUUUCAGCGCAGUGCACGUCUCUCAAAAAGCCGAGCGGUCACUCGGUGGGCUGUACGGACACCGAACCCCCGGAUCGACAAUACAGGCUCUUGUACAUAGACGCGAGUUAUGAAGGAAAUUUUUCAGUCGAUUGCUGCGUUAAGUACUGCUACGUGAAAAAAAGGCGCUUUCUUCGCAAGACUUCGAUCCAGAGCGAAACACAUCCUGCAAAGCUCCAUGUUUGUGGGGGAGGAAUAUCAGUGAGGGGAGCAACUGCUCUUGCCGUAUUUCCCGGUACCACGAGAAUGGAUAGCGAGAAGUACUGCCAGAUUUUGGAGCGGUGCUACAUCCCAUUUUGCAAGAACAUCUGCAACGGAUACGGAGCUCUUGUGCAAGACAACGCGCCUGCACACAAGAGCGCUUACACCACUGAGCGCUUACGAAUGUGGAAAGUCCGGCUGUUUGAGUGGCCUCCAGAGUCGCCUGACCUGAACCCAAUCGAGCUUUGGGCGCAGCAAGUGAAGGCAAUAGAUCAGGUUCCUGUUCCUUUUCGAAUCGAAUAUAGAGCAUUGACCCCAUUCGCCCCUUAUUCUUAG